UCUUUCUUUCUUCUGCUGCAGGGAUUUUUAUUCUAAUCUGGAGAGGAGAGAAAAAAGAGAAAAGAAGCUGCAGGGCUCUCUGGAAACCUGCCAUGUGACAUUUGGCUGCCAGCUCUCAGUCAGAAGGUCAAAGGGGAACCCUGUGCACCAUUUAAUGGAAAUGCAAAGAACCAGUGCAACACAAAACAUCCAGCAGCACCACCAUCACCACGACUCCUUCUUCUUCAGCAGCAGUGAGUCUUCUUUGGAGGAUGCAUCACACCAACAACUGGAGCAAGUGGAGACGUUUGAGUGCAGGAGGUCAAAACAGCAAAACCCAAAGUUUCCUAUGAACAAAAAGGUUUUCCCCUGGAUGAAAGAGUCCAGACCCUCAAACCAGAGACACGGAUCCUCUCCUUCCUUCACUGUGUUCGUCUCUGCAGACUGCACCGUCAACGAGAAGAGUCCGAGCGCCUCCAGUAAGAGGACGCGCACCGCCUACAGCAGCGCGCAGCUGGUGGAGCUGGAGAAGGAGUUCCACUUCAGCAGAUACCUGUGCAAACCGAGGAGGGUGGAGAUGGCCAACCUGCUCAACGUGCACGAGAGGCAGAUUAAGAUCUGGUUCCAGAACCGGAGGAUGAAGCAGAAGAAGGACGAGAGAGUGCAGAACCUCACCUCCACCACCAUUAACACCACCACCACCUCCUCCACCAAGUCCUCCUCCUCUCCCCCAUCCUCCCCCUGCAGCCCCACUCUGUCCAGCCUGGGUUAUGGCCAUCUGGGCGGUGAUUACCAGCCAGUCAAGUCCCAACAACACCAGCAGUCCCAGCCGGCCUACCCUGCAGAUUACUCCAAAUAUCCAGUUUCAGGCUUCACGCACGGCCCGCAGUUUAAUGCACAGUACGACACGCACACCAUCUCACGCACAGCAAACCCAAAUGUGGAUCCAUAUUUCCCACAGAGCUGCACUCAGGACAGAAUCAUGCAAGCUCCAAAACUGACUCAUCUGUAGCAAAGAACUUUAAUUUAUAGAAGACUUCACUGAUCUGUCUGCAUGUAUUUAUUAAUAUUUAUUUAUUUAUUUUUAUUUAUUAGAAUCAUGCAAGCUCCAAAACUGACUCAUCUGUAGCAAAGAACUCCUCCAAAAAAUGUACUUUCCAUUUAAUUUAUAGAAGACUUCACUGAUCUGUCUGCAUGUAUUUAUUAUUAUUUAUUUAUAGAAAUAAUUGGUCUAAAUAUUUGUCUUAUUUAUUUUUAUUUAUACAUUAAUUAAACAAAUUAAACAAAAUUUAACAAAUAAACAAAAUGAUUAAACAACAUCAAUUGUUGUGUUGACUUUUAUGCAUGGGCCUCUUCUAAAUAUUUGUUCAGAGACAUCAAAACUGACUCAUGUGUAGCAAAGAACUCCUCCAAAAAAAAUAACUUUCCCUUUA
This is a messenger RNA of Sebastes umbrosus (honeycomb rockfish), 1412 nucleotides long. RefSeq names its product homeobox protein Hox-D3-like. Lineage: Eukaryota; Metazoa; Chordata; Actinopteri; Perciformes; Sebastidae. Gene Ontology annotation, biological process: regulation of transcription by RNA polymerase II. Gene Ontology annotation, molecular function: DNA-binding transcription factor activity, RNA polymerase II-specific; RNA polymerase II cis-regulatory region sequence-specific DNA binding. The transcript is spliced from 3 exons. The record is from RefSeq and is a predicted model, not a curated record. Bases 155 to 991 code for a protein of 278 amino acids. Gene Ontology annotation, cellular component: nucleus.